Puntigrus tetrazona (Sumatra barb) is the source of this 2982-nucleotide messenger RNA. It is a transcript of the gene micu3b, whose product is annotated as mitochondrial calcium uptake family, member 3b. Gene Ontology annotation, biological process: calcium import into the mitochondrion; mitochondrial calcium ion homeostasis. Gene Ontology annotation, cellular component: uniplex complex. Gene Ontology annotation, molecular function: calcium ion binding. The record is from RefSeq and is a predicted model, not a curated record. NCBI's taxonomy places the organism in Eukaryota, Metazoa, Chordata, Actinopteri, Cypriniformes, Cyprinidae. The transcript is spliced from 15 exons. Bases 28 to 1536 code for a protein of 502 amino acids.
AUACAGCUGCUAAUGUGUUGAUGCGCCAUGUGCUGCUGUAGAGAGGGCGCACGCUUCUUCUCGCGAGGAGUGAGCGCGCGGUCUGUGCGCGGUGACACAGUCAUGAUGGCCGCCGUGCGUCGCUUUCUGGCUCUCCGGAACAAGUUCACCGGCUCCACAAACGGUUUAAGCCUCUACUUUAACAGCGGGCAGUCGUCGAGGGAAAGAGCAGUCCUGAGGCGCGUGGGGACGGGACUGUGUAUCACCGUCGGUGGAUGCGCUGUGGUUUACUACCAGCGCAAGUCGAGUCUGCGUGCAUUGAUUUCUCCGCUUCCAGCAGUCGCUGCGAAAGAGAAGGCCAGCGCAUCUGCUGAAGAUGAAGAGGUUUCGAUGUCAGCCCAUGAGCACAGGUUCAGGCUCUUUAGUUCACUGGAGUACGAUGGACAGCUUUACAUGACUCCCCUCGACUUCAUUGAGUCCGUCACUAUGAGCGAACCAAAGAAAAAGAGGUUUUGGAGAUCCCUCACAAAACAGGAUCUGGACAAGAUUCUGUCGGAUACGCCACCUGUUUGGAAAGGAUCAUCCUGCCUGUUCCGAAACCUGCGGGAAAGAGGUGUCAUCGCUUACACAGAGUAUCUGUUUCUGCUUUGCAUUUUGACAAAGCCGCAUGCGGGUUUUAAAAUAGCUUUCAAAAUGUUUGAUGCAGACGGCAACGAAAUGGUGGAUAAGAGGGAGUUCAUGGUGCUGGAAGAGAUAUUCCGGAAAAAAAAUGAAAAGAAAAAAGAGCGGGGAGGAGAUUCUGAGAGUUACUCUCAACUGAGCGUGGAGCUGUACGGACAUCAGGGAUCUGUCAGCAGCAAUGUACUUAAAAAAGAGCAGCUUCAGUCUGAACCCAGAAGUUUCUGGGAUGUUCUAAGGCAUGGUGCGAGAAUAGUUCUCUUUUCAGAUCUCAUGGAGCACGAACCUGAAAAUGUCACCGACACAACUCUACUGGUGCAUUUCUUUGGAAGAAAGGGCAAAAGUGAACUUAACUUUGAUGACUUCUACAGGUUUAUGGACAACCUGCAGACAGAGGUCCUUGAGAUUGAGUUCCUCAGCUAUUCCAAGGGAAUGACCACCAUCAGUGAGGAAGACUUCGCUCGGAUCCUGCUGCGUUACACCACAGUGGAGAACAUCGCAGGCUACCUUGAGAAUGUCCGUCAAAGCAUACCUGAUGAGAAGGGCAUCACGUUUGAAGAGUUUAGGACCUUUUUUCAGUUCCUUAACAACUUAGAGGAUUUUACCAUUGCCAUGCAAAUGUACAACUACGCAAAUCGCCCAAUUGGACAAGAUGAGUUUGCACGGGCGGUAUAUGUGGCCACUGGCCUGAAGCUGUCACGACACCUUGUGAACACCGUUUUCAAGAUCUUUGAUGUGGACCAUGACGAUCAGCUAAGCUACAAGGAGUUCAUCGGGAUAAUGAAGGACCGGCUGCAUCGUGGCUCCUGGGGAUAUAAAGGUGAAGAGAGAUUCACGUCCUUCAAAGCCUGCAUGAAGAAGGAACUCACUGCUAAGUAGGUGAAAGUCCCGCCGAGUGCUUCUCCUCACCCUCACGCUGAAGAAAUCUCAAGUUGGAUUAAAGCUCUCAGUGACUCAAUGCAAUUAUCUACCUGACCUGUGUCAAACUCUGUUAGAUACAAAUACUGCCGUAAUUAGAUUAACACAUGCUACCUCCCUAGACUGUAGUUGCAGCUUCGGCUGGCACUUCGCGAACUCUUUAAAAGCCAUUAACUAAAAGGGAUAACGCUUUAAUGAAAUAGCCAUGAUACUUUUAUUAAUGGAAAAGUUAUUUAUUAAAGGUCUUAUAAAUUUAAACAGAUACAUUAUGCAGUUUAAAGUCUUUAUUUAUAAAUAUAUAUUACUAAAUUUAAAGGGAACUUUGUUGAAGUUAAAAGCGCUGAAUUCUGAUGGCGCGUAUAGUUAUUUAUUCUAUUUAUUUCAAGAAAAAGUGCUCUUGGGUAUUAAUGCCUCCGUAGUUCCGUAUUGGCAACGCAUUGUUCUUUUUGCUUCUCUAGGAGUUAUAAGCCAGAUAAUCUUUCCUUACAAUGAGCACAUUGCUAACAUAGUUUCUCCGAGCUUGUCCACUGCCCACCACCCAGAUCAGCUUACACAGGGUCUGACGGUGCUGAGUGCACACAGCAAUAAUGAGCCCUCAGUAAUCUCACAAUGUGCUACACAUACAGAUCCCUCUCUCCACCUCUUUCAUGAGUUUCUUACACUGCCGCUCCUUUAAGAAACAUCUUGUGAAGCCAAAACAACAAAUGAGAAGAAACUGAAUCCCACUGAACUCUAAUCAGGCCCGGUUUCAUAGAGAUAUCCAUCUCUGUGAAUCAUUUUAUAAUGGUUUUAACUGACAGAUCUUCAGAAUAGCGCAGACAGCGCUUUAGACUUAAGUUCUGAUUGUCCUUUUAGGUGAUAAUAAGCGUGUUACGGACUUUUUGAUUGUUAUAGUGUGUGAUUUUAUUGUUGAACAAAAAGGCCAGCGUUAGUUGUCACACAUUACUCUAGUGAAUAAUUCUCAGGUUGUUUUAUUUUUAAGCAGAUGUUUUAAAUCACUGGCAACAAAAAUCUUACCACCUUUAUUGCCCAGGAAAUAAGAUUCAGUUUUUUUUUUUUUUUAAUUGAUCCUAAUUUAAGACAAUUUUGAACCAACAAAUAACAGACAGGUCAACAGGCAUUUGUGUAACUGGACGUUUUACUCAAAACUUUGUUUUAUUAUGAACUUUUGUGACAACUGCCUUGUGUGACAGUUAGCUCCAGUCUCACCUAACAGGUUUCUGCAGAUUACAAGCCUUAUCUAAUUAGCUGUUUCUUAUAAAUCUUCAUGUUAAAACUUGUCUUUUUCAGUCAUCUGACUUGCAUCUGUCAUUGCCAUUAUGUGAAGUAUACUUUUUAUGCAUUAGCAUUCAGAUUGCUUAAAAGGUUUGCAUAAUUAAUAAUAAUAAAAAAAAAUCACAAUAAUAA